AUGUCGCGCUUAGUAUUUGGAUUACUUGCAAUUGCAACUUUGCUGGUGUUUGGUUUUUGUCAGGAGUGCAAUAUUUGUAAUGCUGAAAACGGCGUAGCCUGUGUAUCCAACACAGCAUUCAAGAUGUGCAAUGUUAGUAAUUCACCAAUCGGAGAUUCAUAUAACUGUCCUACUGAUUCUAAAUGCACCGGUUCAAGAAGAAUUUGCGACACUGGUGCGACUCUUAAAGGUGCCUGCGAAAGUUGUGACAUAUGCUCCAGUGAAGCAGUGUUUAAAUGUACGAGCAAGAACCAAUUUGCUUUAUGCGUGGAUCCUGACAGUACAAUAAAAUACGAAUGUGCGGGUUCCUAUGUAUGCAACAUAGAGAAUCAAAAAAUAUGCGGCGACCCGUCAGAAUUACCUCCAACGUGUGGAGAGGAUACAACACCAACAGUACCAACAAAUAUGACUGCCGAUGAGUACUGUGGAUUGACUAAACAACCUGGACGCUUUCCUAGGGGCGCGGACAAGGACACUACAUGCCAUCAGUGA
This is a messenger RNA of Drosophila busckii, 531 nucleotides long. RefSeq lists its product as uncharacterized. The transcript has a single exon. The record is from RefSeq and is a predicted model, not a curated record. Lineage: Eukaryota; Metazoa; Arthropoda; Insecta; Diptera; Drosophilidae. The coding region runs from base 1 to 531 and encodes 176 amino acids.